CAUCAAGUCGGCAGCACGGCCUGCCCCAGGAUAUAUACGUGCUGAUAACCUAACAGACAAGCGACCUUCUGAUUCAACGCCUGACCUUUUGCCCAUAAAUAUCGCGAGUGCCCAACAUGGCCAACUUUCUCCGAUGCUUUCUUAGUGCUCGUCGACCAUCAACGCUGCGCGACUCCUCAUCAAAACUCCAUAAGAGCGCUUUCAACCUUUAUCACAUUCUCUAAUCCCCUGGUCUCUGGCGUCUCAAUAUGAGUUCAUCACAUACGAGAGAUGACUCCAAACAUCACAAGUCGAAGGCCUGUUAUUCAGCUCGAACAGCUCGUUAUCGCCAAAACCCUUCUGACUCACAGAACGCAGCCAGCAAAGAAGUCACUACUUCAGAUUCCGUGGCAGCAACUACGAGCCUACUUCAUCACCUUGUCGUGACGGAGAAACAUCUCUCGCGACUCAACUUCCAAGGCAGCACGUACACGCUCAGUACAGUCGACCACCACACAUCCCCACACGAACAAGGCUCGGCCACCGUGAACGAUUCUGCCACCACACAAGCCUCCUCCCUUGACGACCCUCUACAUUAUCCCUACCAAGCCUACAAUCCGGACGACGACGAUUCGUUCCUUCACGAUGGCACGUCCUCAUACGGCCCCUUCUGCACCUCAUUCCCCUGCCUCGAUCCAACCUGCUACACCCACCCAACCUCGACCACGACGCUGCAAGAGUACUAUAUCACCGGCACUGGGGCAUACUUCACGGACACCCACAACGAUCCCGACGAUGUCCAUGACCCUCAGUCGAACACCUUCGAUCCGCAGAUACACAUUGAAGCCGAGGACGAACAGCAGUACGAUGCUCCGGCCAGACACUGAAGCAAGCUUAGGAGCCCGGAGGGUGAUGUUGUACGAUCGGUGUUGAAGGUAAGCCAUUCUCCCAUACGCGUACUACCCUGCCACAAGACUGACCAUACCAACAGUGACUGGACAUUGAAAGAACGUUGCGAAGAACUGGAUCACUGGUCUCCGUCGUGCUGCUGCAUACAAUGCUGAAGCGCCUGUUGGCCCUCUCGCAGAAGAGCAUUUGAGUUCCACUGCUGCCGGCCCACCUGCUCCCCACCGCACACCCAAAAAAGAGUGGAACAGCAUUGUGACCCCCACCCGCUACGACGGCCGACUCGGGA
Messenger RNA from Microdochium trichocladiopsis, 1174 nucleotides. RefSeq lists its product as uncharacterized. The coding region runs from base 249 to 866 and encodes 205 amino acids. Lineage: Eukaryota; Fungi; Ascomycota; Sordariomycetes; Xylariales; Microdochiaceae. The transcript has a single exon. The record is from RefSeq and is a predicted model, not a curated record.